AUGCGAUUGACCAUACCUUUGAAAAUGUCGACAAAAACAUAUCGUGAUGCAAUUAAUUCACUAAAUUCCCUACAAUCAAACUACGCCAAUAUUAUGGCGAUUAGGGAAUCAGGUGAUCGUAAGAAUAUGAUGAAUAUAUGGGAAAUGAAGGAAUGGUCAAGGAGGAUAGGAUAUAAUGUUUCUGAAUUUAACAAAUUGAAUAUUAUUCAUAUUACAGGUACUAAAGGUAAGGGUUCUACAGCCGCAUUCACUUCUUCUAUUUUAAAUCAAUAUAAGGAAAAACUACCCAAAGUUGGACUUUACACAUCUCCUCAUUUAAAGUCGGUAAGGGAACGGAUUAGAAUCAAUGGUGCACCAAUCUCAGAAGAUAAAUUUACAAAGUAUUUUUUCGAAGUUUGGGAUAGAUUAGAAAAUUCAUCUUCUCCAUUAGAUAAAUUCCCACAUAUGGUAGAUGGAAGUAAACCUGGUUAUUUUAAAUAUCUAACUUUAUUAUCAUUCCACACGUUUAUGCAAGAAGGUUGUAAAGCAUGCGUGUAUGAGGUUGGUGUUGGUGGGGAAUUUGAUAGUACAAAUAUCAUCGAAAAACCAGUUACUUGUGGUGUGACCUUACUAGGUAUUGACCAUACCUUUAUGCUAGGUAAUACAAUCGAAGAAAUUGCAUGGAAUAAAGGGGGGAUUUUUAAAAAGGAUUCCCCAGCAUAUACUGUGACGAACCAAAUUCCUGUUGGGUUGAAAGUUCUACAGGAAAGAGCAGUAGAACGUCAGACCACGCUUCGAGAAGUUCCUCUCUUAGAUUCAGUUGUCAAUACCACUCUGGGUAUUGCAGGCAACUUCCAAAAGAAUAAUGCGUCGUUAGCAGUUGUAUUGGCAUCCGAACUCCUUGCCCAACUCAAAAUCAUUGAUUCAAGGAUUAAUGUUGAUAGCCCUCUUCCUAAUAAAUUUAUCGAAGGACUAGAGAAAACAUGCUGGGAAGGACGUUGCCAAACUUUAAAGAGUGGAAGAAAUACCUGGUACAUAGAUGGUGCACAUACUGAGGAUAGCAUUAUUGCCUCAUCAGGCUGGUUCAGGGAUGUUGCAAGUAGUAGCAAUAAGAAAAAAGUCUUAAUUUUUAAUCAACAAAGUCGAGAUGCGAAUGCCCUUAUCAACUAUUUGUAUGAGACUAUUAAUCCUCAGAUUAAAUUCGACGAAGUGAUAUUUACGACAAAUGUUACUUGGAAGUCUGGAUCUUACAGUCUGGAUCUUGUUUCUAUGAAUACAUCCAAAGAUGAAGUCGAAAAAUUGAAAGUUCAACAAGAAUUGGCCAAAGAGUGGUCUAGGCUCGAUGAAAACGCUGCUAAAAUACGUGUAACAGCAACCAUUGAAGAAGCACUGGAGAUAAUUGAACAAAAACAAGACUUAGAACUUGACAUAUUUGUUACGGGGUCAUUACAUCUUGUUGGAGGAGUCUUAGUUGUCCUUGAGAAAAACGUUUCUUAA
Molecule: messenger RNA, 1476 nt
Organism: Naumovozyma castellii
Lineage: Eukaryota; Fungi; Ascomycota; Saccharomycetes; Saccharomycetales; Saccharomycetaceae
Gene: MET7
Product: tetrahydrofolate synthase
Exons: 1
Coding region: 1-1476 (491 amino acids)
Source: RefSeq, a predicted model, not a curated record